Molecule: messenger RNA, 306 nt
Organism: Hibiscus syriacus
Lineage: Eukaryota; Viridiplantae; Streptophyta; Magnoliopsida; Malvales; Malvaceae
Exons: 1
Coding region: 1-306 (101 amino acids)
Source: RefSeq, a predicted model, not a curated record
AUGGCUUCGAUGCCCAAGUUCUCUUACCAGAGGCUGACCAACGAAGAAGAAACAUCAAUCCGAUUCAAGAGCGAGAGGAAAUGGUCGAGGAUCACCAUUAGAAAGCGACCGAAGCUCAGAAUUCCGGGGCUAAGAAGGUUCCUCAGAAGGAGAAGCCGAGUUUUCUUGAGGCUUAAGCUUUCAUGGAGGAAGGCUUUGGAAAGGCUGAAGAAUGGACAGUCUCACAUGAACGAUUUGUACGGUGGGAAUUUCCUGGUUAUGCAACAUAACAACACUCCUUUCGAAACUGGAAAGAGCCCAUUUUAG